CACGAAGUGGCCCGAAUGAACAUCGUAGGAGAUUAUCGGAAGUCGAUUAGCAUCUGCUGGGUCCGGGACAAGAGGUCGAUGAUGCAGACAAAUGUCUACUGGUGCCCUGGUGGAGACUGCUCCUUGGUGUCCAGGCGUGCUAAGGUGGCCGCCUUCUACACGGUGAUGCUGCUGCUUUCUGUGAGCUUGGCCACGGCACAGAGUCAGGUUUUCAAGCACGAAAUUGACAACAGGAGUCCAGAAAUUGAUCCUUUCUGGUAUGUGGGUCGUGGGGUGCGGCCAAUUGGUCGUUUUGGCAAAAGGCAAAUUAAAAUGUAUAGCAAUUUGCAGCCUGUUGUUAAUAAUAUGGAACUCAUUCUGAACAGACUGAGAAAUCAAGAAAUCCGUCGUCUAGAUCAAACAUUAGGGGAGGAGCGACCUGACUGGAUACCAUGACAGAAGAGUCCAUGAUAAAAAGAAAACAAAAAAAAAUGUUGAAUCUGCCCCUUUAAUAUGUGCCAGGAUUGAGGAUGUUUCAAGUAAUCAAGAUAUGGAAAAUAAAAUAGCAUUUUAAAAGUUAAUGUGGUAGAAAGUCCUUCAUGCUUUAUGUUAUCUGUGAGUUCAUCAGUUCAAUGUAAUUUGUCUUUUGGUAGAUAACUAAAAGGCUGUUCUAGCUCUGUGCCUCAGAGUGGUUUUCUAUGUUGUUAUAAAUGAAAGUCUCAAUUUGCUGUAACACUUUCAAAAAUUAUGGAUGAAAGCGAGU
Molecule: messenger RNA, 742 nt
Organism: Erpetoichthys calabaricus (reedfish)
Lineage: Eukaryota; Metazoa; Chordata; Cladistia; Polypteriformes; Polypteridae
Gene: prlh2
Product: prolactin releasing hormone 2
Exons: 4
Coding region: 16-435 (139 amino acids)
Molecular function (GO): hormone activity
Source: RefSeq, a predicted model, not a curated record